AUAUCUCCUCCUUGGUCUACGCGAACCAUAUAGGCUAGUUUCAGUUUGAAGAUGUUCUUGCUGCUUUUCAUCCUCUAGCAGCUUCUAUCUAAGCUCCUCUUAACCCCUGGAGUGGGGACAUUCAUUCAUUCAUUCAUUCCUAAGUGCUAAGAGUCUCAGCAACUUCGUGCCAAAGAGCUAAAGAUGUCGUCUCCUGGUGAUCAUUCAUCGCCCGUCGAGAAGAUACCUGACCUAGGGUCGUCGUCUCACUCAAUUACAGAUUCAAGGAGCCAGACACCCCGUGACCCUGAGCAGGCCGCUGACUUAGCCUCACCUGGGGAUGGGAGGUCGGCUGGGGAUGAGAAGCCUCCUGCUCAUAGUCCGGGAUCGUCUCCUGGCGACACUGGUUCGCUCCCCUCCGUAAGAAGCGGUUCUAGGAGAUUUUCAAUGAAGAACCCGAGUGUAGUCAAGCCUGAAGGCGAAAGGGUGAUGGUGGUGGACAAUCGAAUGCUAAGACUCACAUCAACACAAUUCUAGUUCAUUUCUACACGCCCUUUCUCCCUAUUUCCUUCUUGGAAUCGGGAAUAGAAAUGUCGUAGGACGAGGCAAGAAAUGAAUUGUUUUGUUCUCGUCCUUCUCUCUAAGAACAAUGAUGGGACAGAAGUUGCCAUCAGCCUCUGCAGGGGGGAGAGCUCGUUUAAGAGCUCGUGCUGUUAGAGCAGCACCUGCAGAUGCUAAUGACGGUAAUGAUUUUGAGCCAGCCAGACCAACAGAAGCCACGGGGGAGCAGAAUACUAGAGCCAGCGCAAGAGUUAUGGUCAACACUUAGUGUCCAUCCUUCUCAGCAUUUAAAUUUGGUACCCUUUUGCCCUGUAUAUCAACGAAAUACCAGGCGAAAGGGACCGAAAUAGGGGGCCGAGAUGAAUCAAAACCGACUCUAAAGGCGGGCAGGAUAGUAGAACGAGCGCAAGAAGAGAGGAUAGUAGAACGAGCGCAAGAGGGCAGGAUAGUAGAAGAACGAGCGCACGCGGACAAGAUAGUAAAGCCAGUACAACAUCAUCAAGUGAAGCCAGUACAACAUCAAGAGGACAAGAUAGUAAAGCCAGCGCAACAGGACAGGUGGAUAGUAGACCGAGCGCAAGAGGACAGGAUAGUAAAGCCAGCGCAACUACAAGAGGACACGAUAGUGCAUUAAGGCUCAAUAUUCUUCAUAUCCGCAGUUCAUUUCCCUCUGUGUGUUCCCUUGUUCUUGGGAUUCAUCCAAUGUCGACACAGAUGAGAACACAAAAACGAAAAUGUCGACACAGAUGAGGACACAAUGAGCUAAGGAAUUGAAUUGUUUUGAGCUCUAAGUAAAGCCAGCGCAAGAGCACAGGAAGAUUACAACUACUCAACAUUCCAUGUCCUUAUGCUUGAGGCUCACAAUAUACUUUCAUUUAUUGAGCAGAGUUUUCUACCGGUACAGAAUGGAAGAUUCAACCACGACUUGAAAUUCAGCUUUCUGCACUCUCGAGUUUGUGCAGAAAGACUUGAAAUUCAGCUUCCUGCACUCUUUCUUGCAAGUUGAAGAUUCUCAACUUGAUUCUCAACUAGAGUCGAUUCGUGGUCUAAGGAUUCUGACGCUCAACCGGCGAUAUCAAGACAAGAAAGAGAGACCUCUCCUGACUCUUCUGCGGUGAAAAAUCUUAUGGUGGAUGAAAGUGUUCUACUUACUAGAAGGAUUUCCUCAUGAGCAAUAGGGGUUAGUUGUAGUUGCUCUUCAUCGCGUUUCAUUGUAUGAGAGAUCAAGAAGAACAACGGUCAUCAUGAACGAUGGCAACAGGGACAACAGCAUGUAUACAACUCUUUUUACUUUUUAGCACAGUGACAAUGUGCUGUUUUAGACAGAGUAGUACUUCUGUCUGGUAGAAGAUUAUUUGGAGCUCGUCAGCGUCAGUGUCAUUUAGGCUUCGACGAGUACUUACAGCACUCGCUGUCUGCUAUAGGAGGAGCUCUUGUUCUUCCUAGACGAAGCAAGUGGUAAAUGAAAUACAGUUUCUUGGUAAAUGAAAUACUGUUCCUUGUGAAUACUUACUAGUAUUAACCUCAUGUUCUUGUACUUGUUCCCAGAUCGAACCGAUCACCCUCUAAGUUGUUCGAAAUUCCCCCUAUUAGCUCAUGGCUGUCGUCGGAAGGACGCGGUACCGGUCCGAACAGCGAAAAGGUAUCCAAGGCUGUCUUGAUAAGCAUCUCCUGAGGUCUACGUAGGUACACAAUGGCCUCGAACGCUCAUCCCCUCAUAGGUGAGGCAGCUCCUAUCCUAUCCUACACAAUGCAAGGCAUAGUAGAAUAGUCAAAUACAACUCUUAAGUUCACUUUUUUAAAAACAAGGAUGAAGUUCAUCUUGUGCUUCUCUUCUUCGAUGAUUAUAUUGGUAUUAAGUAGUUUUUUUUUAAGCAGUUCGGAGCUUUCCAAAGCGGUGAAGGUAAUAAACAGAGUUACCGACGCUUAGACUAAACCGAUAUCGAUUCAUCUUGUUGAUCAGUGUUGAAGAUUGUCUAAACCUACUUACAAGCAAUGAUAAGUCAUAGUGGUGAAGGCAAUACACAGAGACAGCAAUGAAUAUAUUCAACACAUUGACCCAGGGCAACGAGAGGAAACGCUCACCCAGACGGAGUACUGUUGCAUCGCGAGUGGUAUUUUCAACUAUAGAAAACUUGAAAUUUGUCUUAUUCUAUUUACUCGAAAACUCAAAAUAAGCGAGUUACUGACUGAAAUAAGGAAGGCACUAGCUUGUAGCAUCAAGGCUACUCUUCCUUCUCAUCAGUAUCUCCCUUAUUUUCAGUAGCUACUUGCUUAUUUCAGUUUUUCGAAUAAGUUCAUUGGCCUUGUUCGUUCCGCAUCUUUUUUCUGAUGCAUCCAAUUCUAUGCUGCCCUGUCUUAUCCUGUCCUAGCCUAUCCUCUCCUCUCCUAACUUCCACCCCUAACUUUUACCCCUAACUUUUACCCGUAACUUCCACCACAACAGGUCAGGAUCACCUAUGACUUUUAUGUAUCGUCGCUUUUCUUCUCUUCUAUCUCUCCGUUCUCUCAGGCGCUUAUCUCACGCUUACCACGUGUAUUACGCUUAUUUUUCCCUCACUAAAUUCCACAACAGGAUAACGGUCUGUCGAAGCUUGGCCUUUUCAUCGCGAGGAACAAGGCGUUCAUGGCAAAAAAGAGGAUGCUGAAACGUAUCUGUCUUUCUUGGAAUCGUGUUUCUUUGCAAUUCAUCCCUUUUCCAGCUUUAAAUAGCUGACUCGCGAGGUAAAUUCAUACUUUAUCACUCUUAGAAACUUGGGCUUGGAGUGUAAAGACCCGUAUUCUCUCAUUCUGUUUCUUUUCUUUUUCUUCUUCUUUUCUUCUAUCUCUUCUUGCUGCGACCCGGUUGUUCGUGGUCGUAUUUCGUUCGUAGGCCUUAGCAGCUUCUCUCUCUCUUACUCCCACUUGGGGUUCGGUCUUUUGGACCUUCUCUCUUUUCGGGUCCGUUAGCGAACCCUUUCUCUUAAUGUUGUCUGAGAUUCGUGUUUUUCUUGUUGCUGGUGGAGAUUCUUGUUGUCUCUCUCUUUUGCGCUUCCAGCCCCGCUUGGGGGGUCGGUUUAUUUCCCGCCUGUGUGCGUUGCCAUUUCUCCCCUUAGUCGGGGCGGUGCUUUGCCAUUUCUCCCCCACAGCUGGUCUUGGAGCGCCAGUUUCAUUUCGAUCCUUUUCGGUUUUCUGAGACAAUACGAGAAUUUCGACCAGAUGCAUAAGUGUCUGCUUUGCUAUUUUCCCCACCUCGUUCUAUAAACACAGGCAUGAACGAGAACGGUUCGCCGAUAGACGCGGCCACCAGUCCAAGAGACGCCUAUCGAAACAAGUACUUUUGUGACUACUGAUUUUGUCAAGUAGACUUUUCAUCGGUAUAAUCAAUUUUGUCCUAGAUCAUCUCCUGAUUUUGUCUCGCAGAGACGCUUAUCCAAACAAGAUUAUUAUUUUUUUGGUCAAGAAGACUAGGGUACUAGAAGUAAAGUGUAGAAGAACGAAGUGAUUUCAUUCAUUGAAGUGUAUUAUAUAUAGUGAAGACUUUCAGUAUGGUGACCUAUGGUCUUCGUAUAUAUUAUAACCUAACUUAUUUCCUUUUCCAAAUUUCUCAUCCCCACAGUGCUACAGAACAACUAAAAAGACGGCAACGUGAAAGAGAGGGAUUACAGCCAGCCACGGGAACUCCAAGAGACGAAAAAUAUACGCCUCGCGUUAUUCUACUGUUACGACUUAGAAGAUGAAUUAGUCCACUGCUGGAACUGUAUCGCUGCGCCGGUAGACUAGGGCUUUUGCCCGGGAAGAUGGCAACCAAUCAAUGAACUAUUUAGUACUUAAAUGGAACAACUUAUUUGAUCUAGAACAUAUUCACGCACUGGGCUUCUUCUCUGCUUCAAAGGUUAUUUGACGUUCACUUUUUUUCUAACGUAAGAGGAAGUGGAUUUGUCGAAAUUGGGUCUGGAGAGCAUCCGGCAUGUCGAAUUCCGUGGAAAAGUACGAGUGCUGAACCUCUCGUUUAACCGGCUCACAGAUUUGCCAUUGUUGGACCUGCCGCAUCUGAAAAAAAUGUUAAGACUGACUACAAGAGCAGAAGAACAAAAUCAAAAGAAAGUCAAAUGUAUAAUUUUCAGCAUCAUCUUUUCGGUAUCAUCGAUGCUUUCUUGGUUCUUCAAACAUCACUUUAUUAUUCUAGGUGACAAAGUUACUGCUAGCUCUAAAAAUGUCGCUCAGCUACAACCGGCUGACCACGGGACAGAGUUUGUCUUUGCUUACUGCAGUAGAGGAGUUGGAAAUGGGAUGGAACAAUAUGCAGGUCUUGGAAGGUUUGGAGGCUUUAAGGCUGUUUACUUCUUACACUGUAAUUUUUUCACCUUCCGAAGCUAGCAUCAAUCUUGGAGCUGUUGCCCCACAACAAGGGGACGAAAGCAUCAGUAGUGACUUCUUAUUCUUAUAUCCCUUGCUAGGUACAUCUACAUCUACAUCUACAUCAUCAUCAUCAUCAUCAUCAUCAUCAUCAUCGUCGUCAUCUUUUGAAGCAUCUUGGAACUGUUGUCCCAUAAUGGGGUGAACACAUCAAUCUUGGAGCUCUUUUUGCUCCAUUUAAUCAUUAAAUGAAGGAAAACAGCUCCAAGAUGAGCCUCGAGAAAUAACGACCCCAAGAUGAACUUCAAAAUGGAAGAUUUACUGGGUGAGCUCUAAAGACUAUGGGGGCGUUAAAGUAUCUCGAUUUGCGACAAAAUAAAUUUACUGAGCCCGAAUGCGUUCGGUCGGUGUCGUUUUGUGUCAACCUGCUCGUCCUCUUGUUGUCCGGUAAUCCGUGGAAGGAGCAAUACGGGAGCUAUUGGGCAACUAUUUCCAAUGUACUAAUACUAUGACUAUCUACGUUAUAAACCAAAACUAAACUUGAGACCUAAAGCGGAGGAGUUUUACGGUUUUAGAUGUACGGAAACCACGGCAAAGAUGUACGGGCUAGACGUAUGCCGCGACGUAUAUCCUGUACGGAAAUCAUGGGAAAGAUGUACUUUCAGGAUGUACUUACACCGGGGCGGUUCGUAGUCGGUUAGCGGGGUUCCUUAUUUUUGAGAUGUACGGAAAUCAUAGGAAAGAUGUACGGGCGAGAGGUAUACACCUCACGCCGUAAAGGUGCCAUGGCUUUGCGUGCGUCUUUUGCAUGAUCCCGCCCCUGCUAAGCGCUUGGGCGGUAGGUGCUGCGUCUGGGCGGUGCCUGCUGCGCAUAGCUUGCCUGCUUGGCAUAGCUUGCUCGCUUGCCUGCUAAGCCUCGUCCCAUCUUGCUUGCUGCGCUUCAUUCGUCUGCCGGCUUAGCAUAACCUGCCUGCUGAGCCUGAGAGCAGCCUGCUUGCAAGGCUUGGCGGGCUUGCUAAGCGUGGCGGGCUUGCGGGGAGUAGCGUGCUUGCUGAGCAUAGCGCGCCUGAGCGGCAUAGGCUGCUCACUUAGCAUAUCCUGCGCGCUAAUGGCUGUAGCUUCCUUGCUAUACGCUCAGCUUGCGCGCUAGGCGUAGCUUUUGCGCUGGGCACUGCUCGCGCCUUAAGCAUAGCGCGCCGGCGAAGCCUAGCCCGCUGGUUAGGGUAGGCGUGUCUUGCUUGCUUGGCGCAGCUUGUUUGCCUGGCGUGGCUUACUUGCCAAGCGUGGCUUGCUUGCGUUGCUAAACCUCACGCGCUUGCGUUGAGUUCUCAUUCAGCUUAGCUGGCUUGCUGCGCCUCGCUGACCCGAUAAGGGUCCGCGCCUUCUCUUGCUUGCUAGACAUAGGCCGCAAGUGGUUGGGCACGUGCUAGGCGUAGCUUGCUCUCUGAGCGUGUUGGGCUUAACUUGCUUGCCCCUACUAGGCGUAGGCCUUUAUGCUAAGGCGCUUCCAGUCUAUAUGUAGAACGCGCCCGCAUAUGGCACGUAAGCAACUGCCUCGCCUUUAUUUGUGCCAUCUGGGUAGGAGGCCUGUGUGCUCCGGCUCAAAUGGUAACUAAGGCCUUCCAAACGGGUCACGCGUAGGCCGCAACCGCAUAAAACUGCGCCAUUUCUUUGGGUGGGAGAUCUGAGGCAGUUCACAGGGCAGAGCCUUCCAAGCGGGUCAAAAGUGGGCAGCAAUCUCAUGAAGCUGCGCCACUUGGGCCACCGGCCACCGGGAGGCUGGGCUAGCUCCCCAAAGGGUAAGACCUUCCAAACGGUUCAAAAGUGAACAGCAGCCGCACCAAUUUGCGCCAUUUCUUUGGAUAGGAGACCUGAGCCAGCUCAAAGGGCAAGCUAGCAGGUCAAAAGUGGGCAGCAGUUUCGUAGAGUUGUGCCAUUUGGGUAGGUGACCUGAGUCAGCUCAAAGGGUAAGACUUUCCAAGCAGGUCAAAAGUACACAGCAACCCCCUAGGGCUGCGCGCUUGGGUAAGAGAUCGGCCCCCUCUAAGCCACCCCAAGGGGCUUGGCCAUCCAAGAGUAGCCAACAGCCCGCCAAAGGUGUGCCAUUUGGGUAGGGGAUCUCAUCUGCGCCAGCUCGAAGGGUAAGAGCCUCCAAACAAGUCAAACCUGGGCAGCUAUCUCAUAGAGCUGCGCCAUUUGGAUAGGGGACCUGAGUCAGCCCAAAGGGUAAGGCCUCGCAAGCAGCUCAAAAGCAGGCAGCAACCCCCUAGAGAAGGCCUGUUUGGAUGGGUGACCUGAGUCGGGUCACUCAGCCCAAAGGGCAAGGCCUUCCAAGCUGCUCAAACGUAGGCAGCAACUUCGCAACGCUGUGCCAUGAUUUGGAUAGGAGAUCUGAACCGCCUCAAAGGGUAAGCGUAAGGCCAUCCAAACGGGCUAAAAGUGGGCAGCAGUCAACCUCUUAAAAUAAGCGGCGCCAUUUGGAUGGGGGGCUCGGCUUGAUUCAGCUCCUCAAAGAAAAGGGCGAACCUUCCAAGCGGGUCAAAAGUAGACGGCAUCCGCAUCAAGUUGCGCCAUUUGGGUAGGGGACCUGGGUCAGCUUGCCAAAGGGUAGAACCUUUCAAGCAGCUCAAAAAUAGCAGGCGCCAGCCUCUUAGAGUGGCGCUAUUUGGGUAGGGGUCCUGAGCUAGUUCAAAGGGGAAAGCCUUCCAAUUUGGGCAGCGAGCUGAAACUGGUCCAAAGGCUAAAAAGAGCGUAGCACUUUGCCAGUGCUUCCGCUUAUGUAAAACGUAGCAGCUUGUAGCACGUGACUGAUUUACUUACGCCGGACCCCGUUACCCUUUCCUCAUGUAAUAAAUUCGUAGCACGCCGGUAGGCCGUAAGUCUAUUUAAUGUAGCUCGUAGAAUUUGCAAGACCCUUCCGCCUUGCCCCGGCCUGUGGGCGGUAGUAUGAGCGGACUUUGAAGAAAAUUAUGUCAGUCUACGCAGCUUUUCCUCGAUAUGGAAAUACUGACUUUGAAAAGCCCUCGGUUGUAUGCCUUGUUAUCAUAUUUUGUUCCCUCCUCCUGCACUCGAAAAAUGAAUUUCGUGGGCUGAAGUAUAUUUGCACGUGAAUAUUAAACGUUCUGAUGGGUGGACUGAAGUUGCAUCUUUGUCUGUGAGAUAGGUUUGAACCCUGAUGAGAAGUAGUGCGAUGAAAGAUCAUCUUCACGUCCUCCACUACUGAAGUAAGUAGGAUUAUAAUCUCUAUUUCGGACGAUCAAACCAAGCCCACUCUUCACUUCCAGUACUGCGGUUCGCGGUUGCAGUAUAUUGAUGAUAAAAAGCUAAUGCGGCCAGUGAGUUUCAAGUUUUCCCAGUCAGAAUCCGAAAAACAUUAUUUUAAGGCUCACGCUUAGUACCCUAAUAAAUUCACAAUCAUCUUCUGCUGUAAAAUUAAGAACGAACAACAGUGUGCAAUAAAGAGGAACCUUCUGGAUCCAGCUGAAUCCAUCAGCAGACUCUGCUCCAUGAGGAGGAGAGAGUUCCAAGAUGAAUCUCAAUGGGGGAGGACAGAGUUCCCAGAUGUAUCCGCGCAGCAUCUCGUGCCUGUUUCCGAAACAAAAAACGGACACCAAGGUGAAUCCCCGAGAUGGAUUUCUUCUAGGCCUUCUCCGUGAGGGUUAAAGAGUUCCAAGUAGAUGAGUCCCCGAGAUGAAUUUCCUAGACGUCUCAAGCGGAAGUUGAACCCCACCAAGACGGAAAGAGUAGGUCCAAGAUGAAUUCCCUAGACUCCCCUCUAAUUUUUGGUAUCGACCGAUGUUUUGUGAGCUGGAGGCGGCCGCUCGUGCUGGACCUGGAUUAGCCUCGAAAACCAUGCACGGCAUCCAUUAUCUUACGAGCAACAGGAAGGUCUCUUUGUCAUUGUCGGUAAGUAGAGCUGCCACUUAAAAUAUGGUGCUCAUGUUGAUUCUGAUUUAUAAUAACUUUGGAACUAUCUUAAUAGUCAAUUAUACUCGUACGACGUCAUCAAGGGGAACAACUUAUAACUAUUAGAAAGAACAUGAACAUCAUGGUGCAUCAAAAAGACACGGUCGUGAAGGGGCUCACGGGCUGCAGGAAGGUCUCUUUGUCAUUGUCGCCAUUUAAGUAGAAGAACAACUUCUCAUGCGAAGAAGUUCUUGUACUAUAUAGUAUAAUGUUCUUUAAUAUGAUCAAAAAAGAACCAUCUUUGACUCUUGCUGUAAGAGUUCACAACUACUAAAGAUCCUAAAAAUAGUUGUUCGUGCCUUAUAAUGUUCUUUUCUUCCUCUAACCAGAACAAAAAUUGGGGUAACAAAAGAGAGGCAUACACUUCUUCUGGAAGAGGAUCAGGCUCCCUGCAGCUAAUGAAAAGAGAAGACGACAUAUGUUUGUGGAGACCUAAAUUAUGAAUAUGAUACGGUUCUUUUUUCGGUUUUUGGUUUUUCCUAGUUAGGCUGGCUCGACCGUUAAUAGGACACGAGACACAGUAGAAACAUAGAAUUUUGUUUUAUUAGCUGGCUCCUUAGUUGUAUUUCUGGCACUUUUUAUAUCUGAAGAAACUUAGCAGAAGUACUUAUGUAGUUGGGUAGCUUGCUUCAUGCCGAUGUCUCUAAGUUCUCGACACUGACUUAUCUGUUGAAACGUCCUCAUUAUACAUGGGAAAAUCCAUCAGCUUCUUCUAAGACAAGUAGAUAUGCGGACUCCUUAUCGAUUGCGGCAUCCAGAUCCUAUCAUUGAUGCUGAAAACGCAAGGUUGGAAGCACUCUAUGGCAAGAAUCAAAAAAAUCAGAAGGCUUUCCUGCAGUCGUCGAUCCGAAAAUAUCGCCAGAUGGAUAGCGUCGAAAGGAUGAAUUUCGGUACUUUAUCUAUCAUGAUAGGGUGAUUUGCUUUUUUCAACCAGCAAGAAAGUUAAUGAGUUCCAGAUUCUCGAGGAUUGAGUCUCCAGAAACAAAAAGUUAAACUUCCAUGGUCUCCACAAUCGUCCCACUUACCAGUGAGGGUCUUGUCUCUUUCGAAAUAUAGAACGAACCCUAAAAUGAAAUGACAUCCACAAUUUACACCAGUGCGCCGUCUCUUUCGAAAUAAAGAACGUGGAUUGCCUCGUAGUCAUUACCAGCGGAUGAAGGACCGAUAUGCAGACAAGCCAAGACGCUCCUCACCUGGAACGGAUGAAUUAGAAGAGGAUCAAGUUUAUGGAAGGAGCUCUAUCCUAACCUGUAUUGUAUUUCAAUUUAUGUUCUUAAACAACUACGCCCGUUGCUCAAUCAUCUUCUAACUGAAGUUGUGCCAGUUGUUGCCCUUUAUUUUUAUAUUGAACGACACUUGACACCAGAGAGUCCUCUACAGUACACAGCUUUUACUCUAUAUUAUAGAAGUACUGACUUCUACUUCUAAUUCCACCUGGGGAAGAAGAGCUUGGUAGAAUAUCAUGAUUUGGAAUUUGUUAGAAGAGUGUCGGACACAGAGGAAGAGGCUACUGUGGCUGGAAGAGAGGCUACUGUUAAGACUAGGAGAAAUCCAUCUUCAGCAGCAUCUUGGGUCCCCUUUUCGUCCCUUUACAAACGGGACUCAAGAUGGGUUCCUGGAGAUCGGUUUCUCUUACAGUUCUAACGAUACUGGGCAAAAAGAAGCAGGUGGCGACGUUUCAGCUACUGGACAGCCAGAAAGUGCAAGCGUCGGCGCCAACGAACUACGUGCUUCUAGUAAAGCGCGUCGCAAUACUAGUGAACAUGCGAUGCACACACGCAGUAGCCACGCAGAUGAAGACAUCGAUGCUCAUUCCUAUUUGCUCUACCGGUCCCACGCGGAUCCGACGGUUCGCCUUCAAACUUUUUUCCCGCCAACGAGAAAAAAAGGUACAGAAUUGGAGUCCGAGUUUAGAAAUUAAGGCUGAGGAAGGAAAAUACUAAUAAAUAAACUACUCAUACUUACAUCUGGGAAACCUCUAAUAAAAGAGGAAAGACGAAACGAAGAUCGCGAGUCCUAUUACUUUGCGUAUCGUAGCAGACGCAAGUCGAACGACUGACGCUCGCAAAAAACAAAUCGACGCUUUAGACGUCCUUACCAAUGAGGCCGACGACCGCGGUGCUUUGAGGAGAGGGGGCGGGAAAUUUAUGGGGGCGAAGAUGAAGAUAAUGAUAAAUAAGAACUUCUUGAUCGAUGUAAAGAAGUAGAAUAUGCGUAUUCAUAGUGUUACCAAUUUUUUUAAGAUCUUCUGAAAAAUACUUCGUUCACAGCACUGAGUGGAGAGAAGAAACAUUCUAAACGCAUAAAUCGGUCCUGGUUUCCCGCUUGUUCAAGAUGCUACUUGUGUAUAGUGAUACUUCUCGAUUCACUUGUUCUAACAAUCACUAUGACAUUAAUCCCCGAUCCUUAAUUCACAAUCCAGUCCUCUAAUCACAUUAUCGAUCCCUCAAUUCAGUUGCACCUGGAGUAUUUGAGGACGUUUCAUCCCAUGCAGGAUGGGGGUGACGCUGAGACUGGUAAGACUUUUUCGGAACAAGCACAAGAAGGAGUACCACAAGAAGGUCGGUUAUUAAACACUCUCGAUGAAUCUUAAGGCAUAUGUAUUGCUGGUACCGAGUGUUACUUUCUUGAGUGUUACUUUCUUGAGUGUUACUUUCUUGAGUGUUACUUUCUUGAGUGUUACUUUCUUGAGUGCGUUUUGCUUAAAGUGCGCCAUGGAUGUGACUGAGGUUAUAAAGAGGGCAGCCAGGGAAGUCGUAGACUCAAGCCGUAUCACCUCACGCCUAAAGUAGAAACAAGCAUUUACAUUACUUACUUAGACUUGUUAGAAGAUCUUCACUUCUUCCAGCACUGUUCUCUUUGCUUCAAGGCUUACUUAGACUUGUUACUUACAACUAUAACUAACUAUAUUUCACUUCCGAGUGCUCAUUCCCUUAUGAUCUGUCUUCUAAUUCACUGGGCGGUCGACUUCGAAUCUGAGCGAAAUGACACCGCGUGCGGAGAGGAAAGACGGCGUCGUAAACAAGGACAUGCAGGAUCGCAUAGAGCGGCCUGACGGUCUGAUAACUUUAAGUCAAUGAUUAUUCUUGCUGGAAACAAAUGUAAAAAUACGAUUCUACAGUAGCUGUAUUGAAACUGAAAAUACUUCUUUCUUCACUUCUACCCUCGUUUGUCUAAAUCGGAACCCAGAUCCUAAAAAUCUCUCUUCUUUGACUUCCACUUUCUACUAACUUCCAUGAUGGUUCCUUCCAGCACAAGAACUUGAGUACCUCGUUUCCGUGUCUAAUCCCCAAUGAUAAGCCUGGUAAGAAGUUGACAAUUCGAUCAGCAAUGGAGGCUAGACGGCAGAAGUUGGAGGCCCAGUUAGAGGCGGAAGAAGAGCGGGAUCGACAGGCUGUAGCUGCCAAUCGCGCUCCCGAUCCGAAAAGACGGGAGUUAUGUCAUACAUAGCUGUUAUCCUACACGUAGUCGAGGACUUAGCGGUUUGUCCAUAUUAGAAGUUGUUAUCAUAUCCAGCAUAUAUUCGUGAGGGAGUAAAUACUCUGUCAUACACUUUGUGAUUGUGAUGUCUCAUCUCUCUCUCACUCUCAGUGUAGUCGAAAACUGGAAAUAACCGAGUUACUAGGUGAAAUAUUUUUAAGGGACGUAGCUAUUCAAGGCUACUCUUAUAAUGAUAACCGGUUAGUUUUCACCUCUACAAUUUUAGGCUUACCCCGUGCAACAAUAAUCUAGUCUUGACUUCUUCUUCUAUGACUCAUCCUCUAAGGUAAGGAGAAGCCGUGCUAGGAUCUGAAUCUGAGCAAACAAUCGACUACGGAGAGGCCGAACAUCAGCAAAGCGGACCACCAGAAAGUGGGGAUGACGGAUACAACUCUUCGAGUUCGGGUACAUCCAAAACACGUAGUUUUACUGUUGUACCACCCCCUAGUUGUACAGCACUUACUACAAGUUGUGCACUACCACUUACUACAACUUCUUCUGUAGUGCCUGCUCCACGCAUAAAAUGGAGAAUGUUGGAAGCUUGGCCUUUAGCAAAGUUUUUUCAAAGACUACGAAGCCCAGGGAAGAGUCCGGGAAAACAAGGAGCUUUGAAUAGUCCGAAUAGAGGCAGCUCGAAUAGUCACAACUACAAGGAAGGUAAACUUGAUAGGCUCAACAAGGCUAGUCUUGAUAGUCCCAACAGGGGAGGUGGGCUUCAUAGUCCCGGCAAAGGGCAAGGACCUGGAGCUGGAUUGACUCUGAAAAGCCCUGAGAGCAAGUCGCGUAAGACAAGGAGGAGCCCCACAAAAUUGUGUGGAAGUCCUAGUAAGAUGAAGAGUCCUGUGGAGCAGUCGGUGUGAUUGAUUCCAUAGAGUGAUUUAAGUAGUAAAGUAAGUAGGAGAAGGAGGGAGCAUACACAGCUUGUAUAGGACUGCGACCAUUUUUCCAGUGAAAAUUUCAGCAUACAACCAAUUCCAGUGAUUCCAUAUUAUAGUUAGGCUGCAAGCAAUUCCAUUUAUACG
Amoebophrya sp. A25 is the source of this 13346-nucleotide messenger RNA. NCBI's taxonomy places the organism in Eukaryota, Dinophyceae, Syndiniales, Amoebophryaceae. The record is from the annotation of a GenBank genome assembly.